UCUAUCCCUCGGAUGGGAAGCACGGCCUGCUGGCCUCCCACUGGCCUCCCCCGUUCUCCUCUCAUCAGACGUGGCGAGAUCGAGCGCGACAGCUUGUUGGCUAUCUGAGCCUCCUCGCCGGCUCUCCGUGACACUCCGUGUCCUCAGCUGUCCAGCUAGCUCUCCGCGGGAAACCGAGAGCGACGGGGCUCUUGGAUCCCCUCGAGACCCGGGAGUCAGGACAAUCCAGAUAGUCGUCACUCGGUACUCGGUAGACAGAGCGUGGCCACUCUCACGCCGCCGCCACCCCCCCCCCCCCCCCCCCGGGGCGGCAUGGAGAAGGAGAAGAGGAGGAGGAGCUGGUUCGAGCGCAUCAGGCGGCUCUUCGCCUCCUCCGAGCCCAAGGAGAAACCCAAACCUGACAAGAAGGCGAAGAGCAAGCGGUGGCUGCCGGGGAAGCUGAGGACGCAGCAGUCGUUCGCGCUGCCGGCGCCCGCGCCCGCGGACCAGCAGAUCAGGCAGGCGGAGGAUGAGCAGAGCAAGCACGCCGUGGCCGUCGCGCUCGCCACCGCGGCGGCCGCCGAGGCCGCGGUCGCCGCCGCGCACGCUGCCGCCGAGGUCGUUCGCCUCACCGGCCAGCAGCCGGCGACUCCGACGACCGGGCAGGAGCUGGAGGAGGAGGAGCAUGCCGCCGUCUUGAUCCAAUCGGCGUACCGCGGGUACCUGGCUCGGCGGGCGCUGCGCGCGCUCAAGGGCCUGGUGCGGCUGCAGGCGCUGAUCCGCGGGCAGGCGGUGCGGCGCCAGACGGCGGCCACCCUGCGCGGCCUCGAGUCGCUGAUGAGGAUCCAGGCCCGGCACCGCUCCAGGGCCGGCGGCCCCGACCACCCGGCGGCGCUCGACGGCGCGUACGACGACGACGACGCCUUCCUUCUCCGGCGCGGCCGGGAGCUCUACGCCGCCGCGGUCCACGAGCAGCAGCAGCAGCAGGAGGCGGGCAGCAAGGGGUGGGACAGCAGCAUCCUCUCCAAGGAUGAGAUGCGCGCCGUGACGCGGAGCCGGGAGGAGGCCGCCCUCAAGCGCGUGCGCGCGCUGCAGUACGCCUCGUUGCAGAGCGAGAGGCUGGGCGUGCGGCGGCCGCCGCUGCCCAGGGACGAGGAGGCGGACGCGCUCCACCGGCGCUGGAGCUGGCUCGAGGAGUGGGUCGGCGCGCAGCCCCCCUUCGACAAGGACGUCCCCGUGGCGCACCAGUCGCCCUACAGCAGGGACGACGGCGCCGCCAAGGGCCGCCAGACGCCGGGCCGGGCCGCCGACCAGCUCACCGGUCUCGGCGGCGACGCCGACCGGCUCGGCUGCUCGGCGCGGCGGUCCUUCGUGCGGCCGAGGCGCGCGCCGGCGCGGGCGGGCGACUACUUCUACGAGGACGCCGCGCCGUGCUCGCCGGCGCCGUUCCCGGGGUACAUGGCGUCCACGGCCUCCGCGAAGGCCAAGUUCCGGUCCAUGAGCACGCCCAAGGAGCGCUCCGCCGGCGCCGACGCCUUCUCCGAGCACUGCUUCCCCUUCGCCGAUCGCAUGCUCUCGCCAAUCCCGUCCAUGUCGCCCAUCCCCUCCAUCGCCAGCGACAUGGGCUUCGCCAGGUCCACCAGGCCGCCCGCCGCGCAGAGGUCACCGCGGGUGGCGGCCAAGGGCCCCAUGACGCCGGCGCGGUCUCGCUCACGGAGGUCGCCCAGCCACCACAGCUUCGGCUCCGAGGCUGCGCUGCACCAGCUGCAGAUGGAGCACUACACCCCAGUCCGGUGAACAAGACUAGAGAGAGUGCCUUCCUUUGUGAGGCCAUACACCCAUCCAUCCAAUCCAUCGGUGGUUCCCCUCUUUUGUGAAGAUACAAUUCCCUGCUCCCAUUCUUUUCUUUGUUCACCUUUCUUGCCAGAAGGGUUCAAGUAUUCAGUAAUCGAAUGCCACAAUGUAACAUGAAUCACAAACUUAGGUGAUCACCACCAUGAUGUAAGAACGGAAAUUAUAUGAGCAGUCAAAAAGUAUUUUGCAUUGAGAAGAAAA
Molecule: messenger RNA, 2034 nt
Organism: Panicum hallii
Lineage: Eukaryota; Viridiplantae; Streptophyta; Magnoliopsida; Poales; Poaceae
Product: protein IQ-DOMAIN 14-like
Exons: 5
Coding region: 313-1776 (487 amino acids)
Molecular function (GO): protein binding
Source: RefSeq, a predicted model, not a curated record